AUGGAGAAUCGUAAAUAUAUUUGUGGACAUAUAUUCGACGAUAAUGAACCAAUCACAAUUAAUACAAAUGCUCCAAGUUUACAAUAUGUGAUCACAAAUUCGGAUGGACAAAAAGUAUGCAAUUUCGGUUGUGUUUCAAAAUCAGAUUUACGCAAACAUCGUUUAAUUCACUCAAAUGUAAAACCAUUUAGCUGCAAUUUUUGUCCAAUGAGUUUUCGACAAACGGGACAUUUACGUCGACAUAUAAAACGGCACACCGGAAAACGUGAUUUUAUUUGCAAUAUUUGUUCGGUAGGAUUUGUUACAAAAGAUAAUUUAAAAAAUCAUUUACCAAUACACGAAAAUGUAUUGCCUUAUAUUUGCGAACAUUGUGGGAAAACAUUGUUGCAACGUAGUCAAUGUGUUCGACAUGUUGCAAAAUGUUCGAUGCUGCAAGUUAAAAAUUCGGAUGUUGAUAAUAAAAGUGAUAAAGUCAAUGAAAAAGAUUAA
Molecule: messenger RNA, 489 nt
Organism: Chrysoperla carnea
Lineage: Eukaryota; Metazoa; Arthropoda; Insecta; Neuroptera; Chrysopidae
Product: zinc finger protein Aiolos-like
Exons: 1
Coding region: 1-489 (162 amino acids)
Biological process (GO): regulation of transcription by RNA polymerase II
Molecular function (GO): RNA polymerase II cis-regulatory region sequence-specific DNA binding; DNA-binding transcription factor activity
Source: RefSeq, a predicted model, not a curated record